Messenger RNA from Coprinopsis cinerea okayama7#130, 3747 nucleotides. Its product is annotated as helicase domain-containing protein. Gene Ontology annotation, cellular component: chromosome; nucleus. The record is from RefSeq and is a predicted model, not a curated record. The transcript is spliced from 5 exons. Lineage: Eukaryota; Fungi; Basidiomycota; Agaricomycetes; Agaricales; Psathyrellaceae. Bases 1 to 3747 code for a protein of 1248 amino acids. Gene Ontology annotation, molecular function: nucleic acid binding; ATP binding.
AUGGAACCUACUCUCACCGCGUAUCAAGGCUUCCCAGUGGUCGACCACUAUGGCUGUCCCCACUGCCCUACCGCCGGCGGACAAACCUACAUUCGUAACCACAUCGUCGCGAAACAUGCGGCUGAACAAGCAGCGCAACCACAAUCCCCGGUUCAUCCAAUCCACACUCAAAGGCUGAACUCUGCCAUCUUCAAAACACAUGUCAGAGUUCGGAAACCCUCACCAUCUCCUAAUCUUGAUGCACCCUCCAACUCGACCAACUUCAUUUCCCAGUUCGAGUCCUUCCAUGCUUUCCCUCCCAACCCGCCGCAAACCAUCCCUAACUCGCGCCUCAUCUCUCCAUGGCUGAAGAGAUGCCGCUGGCACCUUCUCGUUGGAUCCAAAGAUCCUCUGUCCCUCAUCGAUCUGGUAAAGACGCCCGGUGCAGAUGAUCCCCUGAAAUGGAUCCCCCCUCUCGCCCUCCAAUACUAUAAACAGACCUCCCAGCUUCCGGAUAUCACGCAUGAAAAUGUCCUCCACCUGAUCAACACAUCUGACGCGACCCGUGGUAUUAAUCACACCCCCUUCCAAGACGUCCACCAGCCUGAAACGACUCAUAAGCAAUACUCCUACGUUUUGGCCCGGCUCCUGUCUGCCUUAGUCCGCAGCCCAGAGGGCCCUAACUCGCUACCCCUGUCUAUUCCGUUGCAAAAGGCGCUCUGCGUGUUUGUCGAAGCCAAGGACUUGGACUCUCUUCAGUUGGUUUUGGAACAACUGUUCUUUGUGGAAUGGAGCCCCACCGUCCAAUGUCCUUUCCCCGACCCUACCCUGUGCUUCCUGGCGUUCAUCAAUAUAAAAAAGAAAGGGGAGUUCAGCAGCCCUAAGGAUGUCACCCCCGACAUUUCCAAGCUCACGCGACUUGUUCGGCUGUGUGCCAUUAACCACUACCACUCCCUUGUUGCCCAAGGCGUUGAUUCCAGUUCCGCCUGGGACCGAAUCAAGCUGUUUGCCUUCCCCGACGUUGUUUGGGUCAAUGCCGAAAAUGACGACUACACCACAAUGCUUUACAAAGGUCACCCAGUUUCUGUGGACGGACUGCGCAAUGUGGUCAAGAAAAUCGAGACAACGCUUCUCAAAGUCUUCCAUGAGGACAUCAUCUUCGACUCCUCUAUUCGCGUCAACUAUUCUUACCCUAUUUCCGACUCCCUGCGUAACUCCGAGGCUGGUUACAGUUUUAUCUCCGACCCCCGAAACGAUUUCCACCACCACCGUGGCCUUCUGGCCAACCAUAUCUUUUCAGAUCCUCGAUUGUCCGAAGAGUUUACGAUCUCCACCCCAGCAGGUCUUCAGCUCAACCUCAUCCGUGUCCGACAAUGGCUCGCCUGCCUUGCUGAAGUGGAAGCCCUUACCCUCCUAGGUGUUGAACUCACGAGCGGGGCUCCCAUGCGCAUGACCGAAAUCGCCUCCACGCUUGCGCGCAACACCACCACUAGAACUCGCAAUCUCAUGGUUGCUGGACCCCAUGUGACCAUUAUCGGGCAGUACAGCAAGACCUCCAACAACCAGCAGAGGGACAAAAUCCUGCCCCAUGGCGUUUCCUCUUUUUUCUCCGAUCUUUUGAUUCAAAUCCACACUCAUGUCCGUCCUUUGGCCCAAUUCUUUGCCACCCACAUCUGGCCUGACCAGCCCCACGUGGCUCGCCUCUAUCAGGACCUGGUUUUCACCGACAUGGGUCGUGAGUUUAACUCGGAAAACCUCAGCAAGCACCUCUCCAUGAUCGCCGAGCCUGUCCUUCACUGGCCUAUGCGUGUCAGCGACCACCGUCACAUCAAUAUCGCGUUAACUCGCAAGCUUUGCAAAACCUCCAUUGACGACCUGCACUCUGUUGACCCUAUGCGCGUUGUACAUUCAUACCAGGCGGGCCAUUCUCCUGCUACCGAAGGACGCAUUUACGGCCUUUCUCACGAAGAGACCGAAGGGCUCAGCGCUGAUACCAUCGUUCUCUUUGUACGCGCCAGCAUCAGCUAUCAACGAGUCCUCAAAGUGGUACCGAGUGGAGCUGUCUCCAACUACAUGCAAGCCACCACCGAAGCCUAUACUCAGCCCACCACUGGUCCCGCCUCACCUGGUUCAUCCCCGAAACCCUCUGACCAAGCCCUGUCUGCUAUCCUCCGUGCAUGCCAUGAGCCUAUCCUCAAGCACCUCUUGGCUUUGAAAGGCCAGAUGAACCAUCUUCAGCAGUCCCAUGAUCACAUCAUUCAGCUACUCACCAAUAUCCCUGUCCACCAGCCCCUUGCCCCUGCCACCCCCAAUCCGUUUCUGGACAAUGACCUCGAUCUAGAAUAUGUUGACCCUGACCCUCACCCACCCCCGGCGGUCUUGGCCACUCGUUCUGACGCACCCCCUCUGCCAGUCUCCCCUGACGCGCCUCCGCUGCCACCAGCUGCCCCCCAAAACCCUCCCCAACCGCAAAGCAGAUCUGAUUCCUUGCUCACCUCCCAACGAAUCAUAUCUACUGUGCAUGCGCAAGGUACAUCAUCUUCUCUCCCUCCGGCCUUUGUCUCCUCUGACGCGCCUCCCCUGCCACCAGCUGCCCCCCAAAACCCUCCCCAACCGGCUCGGGUGCAGGGCACAUCUGAUUCCUCGCGUACUGUCCAACGAAUCGAUAACCAUACCUCCCCUGUCCACGAGUCAACCUUACUCGCGCAUCUCUCCAACGUCGUCCGUGGCCCAGCCAAGUGGCGCAUCCCGGAGCAACACGCAGCCGUAUUGGCUCUUCUUCAACUCAAACAAGAUGUGGUGGUCUGCCUACGAACAGGCGUAGGGAAAAGUGCAGUCGCCAUCAUUCCCAGUAUGGUGGAGUUUGGGGUCACAAUCAUUGUUGUUCCUUUCGUUUCCCUCCUUGAAGACUGGAAGCGGAGACUCACGUCAGCGCGUAUACCAUUCCACCACUUCCUCGGUGCCCAAGAUACUCAACCCCUUGGUGCCCACAACAUCGUCCUUGUUUCUUGCGACCACCAUCAACCGCAUGAUUUCGACGAGGCUCACGUCUACUUCACCGACCAGGAUUUUCGGCCUGACGCCAUGGGGGAAGCCUAUAUGAUUCGCAAGGACUUGAAUUGCCAGGUCGUCCUCAUGAGCGCCACUCUGCCCCCCAAGGCUGUCACUUAUCUUAAUCAUGAGUUCAACCUUGCCACUCCAUCUGUCAUCAGGACAUCUGCCGCCCGCCAGGAGCUCAAACUUGUUCUCCUCCCCAGGGCCUGUUCCACCCAGGAGUCCAUUGUCACCUUCAAGGAAUACUUCGCCAAGUUCCAGCGCCGCCACCCAUUGCGAGAAACUGACCGCUACCUUAUAUUCGUCAACUCACUCAAGGACGGAUACGCCGCCAAGGAGGCGUUGGGCCUGGAAUUCUACCAUGCCGACUCUAGCCAACAUCCGCUAUCAUCAAGAGAGGCUUCCGCCAUUUAUGAGCGAUGGCUGCAGACACCCCAGGGAGGCCUCAUUGCCUCCCCAGCCAUCAGUGCGGGCACCGACUAUCCCUCCAUCCGUCUCACUUGUCACCUCUCCACACCGCAUAGCAUCGUCAACUUUUAUCAACAGGCCAGCCGAGCUGGUAGAGAUGGCGUCCUGGCCCACUGCGUCUUGAUUCCUCGCGGAUAUCCCAGUGGACCAGGGUCCGACACCAAUGAUCUGCCAGGUCGCCAAAAGGUUAUCAACUAUGCCGAUGCCAAGGGAUUCUCGUCAUGCGUGAUCGGUAGUCAUGGUUGA